Columba livia (rock pigeon) is the source of this 2415-nucleotide messenger RNA. RefSeq names its product phosphoseryl-tRNA kinase (gene PSTK). Gene Ontology annotation, molecular function: tRNA binding; kinase activity. Bases 41 to 1045 code for a protein of 334 amino acids. The record is from RefSeq and is a predicted model, not a curated record. The transcript has 6 exons. NCBI's taxonomy places the organism in Eukaryota, Metazoa, Chordata, Aves, Columbiformes, Columbidae.
GGUCUCGCGCAUGCGCAGAGCCGCGGCCUAGCGCGGGCGGAUGGCGGGAGCGGCGGCGCUGCCGGCGGAGGAGCAGCAGCCGGGCGGCACCGGGCGCGCCCGGGUGGGGCUGUGCGUGCUGUGCGGGCUGCCGGCGGCCGGUAAAUCCACCCUGGCCCGCGCCCUGCGCCGCCGCCUGCCGCAGCGCCCGGGCUGGGCCUGCGCCCUCCUCACCUACGACGAACUCAUCCCGCCGGAAGCCUUCGGCCCGCGCGAGGCGGAGGUGGAGUCAACGGGGCCGCCCCCAUUGCCGCCCCGCUGGAAGCAGAGCCGGCGCGACCUGCUGCAGUGCCUGGAGCGCGUCCUGCGGGCGCUGGUGACCGGGGAGCCGCUGUCAGUCCCGGCCACGGCCCCGCCGGCCUGGGAGCGCUUCCUGGGCUGCUGCUGCGGGCAGGGGCUGCUCGCCCCGGCGGGGAGCCACGGAGAGGGACGUUCCUGGACACCGGCGGCCACAUCUGAGCCGCUCUACCUGAUCUUGGAUGACAAUUUUUAUUACCAGAGCAUGAGGCACGAGGUGCACCAGCUGGCACGCAAGUAUUCCUUGGGCUUCUGCCAGUUAUUUUUAGAGUGCCCACUUGAAUGCUGCUUGCAGAGAAAUCGUCUAAGAAGUGAUCCAUUACCUGACCAGACAAUAUAUUUAAUGGCAGAAAAAAUAGAAAUGCCAGACGUCAAGAAGAAUGCUUGGGAGCAGAACAGCCUCAUUCUGAAAAGUUUUGAUUGCACUUCAGAGGAUAAGUAUGCGACUGGGUUGAUGCUAGAGUUUUCAAUAAGUUCCGUUUUCAUAAAUGGUGAGCAGAUAAUUAAUUUGCUGGCCACUGCUUUGGAAAAUCCAUUGAAGCCAAAUGAAGAGAACACUGAGCAAAAGCGUGUUUGCCUGUGUUCUUCUUUCUGUUGGUCUCUCUGGCUAGGAAGCAGAUCGAGCAAUCUGUGCAGCAAGUGCUGUCCAUCAGGCCGAUCAGACAUGCAGGCGCAUCAUCUCUCAGACAAUGAAGGAUGCAAAAGAUAAAAACAUACUCCCAAAUGAGAUGAAGAGCCUGGCAGAACAACUCAACAAACUCAAAACCAAAUUUUUGGAAGACUUGCGCCAAGGAAAUAAUUUGAAAAACCAAAUUUGCACACAAAAUCAAUAUUCUGACCCUGCUACAAGUGUAAUUUCUUCAUUCCAACGUGAGGCAACUAAUGCACUUAAUAAAUAUAUUUUUAAAUGAUGACAUAGAAAACAUUGGUUGGCUUUUCAGAGUGUUUAAAAGGCCAUGCUCUUUCAGCAGUACAGCUGCAAACAUCAGAGAGGCGCAGCUUGCUUCCUAAGAGGCUCGUGCGUUCUCUAAAUCUUCUUCCCAGAUUAUGGAAGAGAAAUGAGCCUGUUUGAAGAUCAAGCUGACAACAAACCAUCCUGAGAUUUUAAAUUUUACAGAAUCAUAGGAAAAGUCAGCCUGGGAGGAACACCAAGAGUCAUCUAGUCCUGUUACCUGCUUACGGUGGGACUAUCUCCAAGCUGGAUCAGCCUUCUCAGAGCCUCCUCCAGCUGAAGUUUUGAAGAGCAUCGCGGAUGGUGACCUGCUCUGCUCUGUCAAACAAGCGUUUCCAGAAAACACGUGCCCGGGAAGGUAUAAAAACAAGAAAUGAGUUUGGCAUUUCAAUCACGAGGUGGGUUAACAGACCUACAGCAAAGUCAGGAUGUCAGCAGCCAAGUUUCAUCCAAGUCCUGCUUUGGUUUCCCAAGUACCUUCCUUAGAUCAGGCGCUUGGCUUCUCUGCGAGUUUCCCUGACAGAAGCUUUGCAAAGCACAAUGAAUUGGAGAUGCAGUUAAAUUAAGGUUCUCGAGAGCUGCACACAUGUACACACACGUAGGAUGAACUGCAGCAUCCAAAGGAACUUAAAAUUUGGUGCUGCCUUCAAAGUUGCUGACAAAAUACAGAGACAUCCCACAGGCAGUAACAACCACAAUACCGUGAUAAAACCUCUGAUUUCAGACAUACAGACACUCUUGAUAAUGAAAUAUGACUGAGGAACCAAAGUACUUGGAAAACAAUUGAAUGUGAAAAAUUAAAAGCAGAGAGGAAUUAAAGAGUGUCCUGGUUCAGUUCUAAAAUUAAGUAUUUUCAAAUUAAGCAGACUGAAACAUAAAUGGAGUGUUCCUUGCUUACCCAAAAGGUAAACUUACCUUCCUUACCUUAGGAGCCGUUCACUAGUUCCACGUGUUGAAUCAUAUGCAAUUAAGAAUUAACAUGAGGCUUAAUUAGAAAGUGUUAUUUUAUUCAUAUCUUACAAAAGCAAAGCUUCACAACAUGAACUACACUUGAUAUAGUUAUUUCAGAAUUAUCCUUGUCAUCUGAAAACAUUCACUACACAAUAAAAUUUAUUUUACAACUCUAA